AUGAGCGAAAAUAGUGAUAAUGACGAUGAUAAUAAUGUGAAUAUGAGCGAUUCUGAAGUGUUAAAGGAAUGUGAGAAAGAAAUGCAAGAAAUAUUUGAAUGGAAAGGUUUGGAAAAUCAAAACACGCAACGAGACUUAUCUAAAAAUAAAUUAGUGGAGAAGAGAACCCGCGAAGAAAGUGAAAACAGCGAAGAAAUUAUCGAAGAUGAAUUUACAACGGUUACCAAGAGACGAUCGAAACGAUUAAACAGGAAUACUUCAAUCGUAAAUUCGAAUAAUUUAACUGAUACAAGUACUGAGAAUAAAACAGAAGUAUGCAUAACCUCAUUACAAAUACUACCAAAACAAAUGGCUUUAGCCAAAUUAUUAAAAAACGAAAACAUCGAGAGUAUUACUCAAAUAAAAUACAAAAGUCCUUAUAAAGUACUUAUUGACUUUGAAAAUCGACAUGAGGCUGAAAAAUUAAUGAAAUGCACCAAAAUUAAUGAGAUGGGUGGCAGAUGUCAGAUAGUAUCUGAGAUGGCCUUAUCUUAUGGAAUAGUAAGAGGAGUAGAUUUAGAGCUUGAAGAUAAAGAUAUUAUUGAGAUAUUCGAAUCCUGUUACAAAAUUAUUUCAGUCAAUCGAUUGAAUCGUUUAAAUACCGAAGGAAAAUGGACAAAAAGUGAAACAAUUCGUAUAUGCUUCAACAACUCAACACUUCCACCGUAUGUAUAUGCUUAUGGGUGUAGAUUUAAAGUUGAACGAUACGUAUUUCCGGUCACUCAGUGCUCUGGCUGUUGGAGAUUUGGACAUAUAUUAAAAUUUUGCCCAAGUAAAAAUAUUAAAUGCCCAAAAUGUGGUCAAAACCACAAAAAUUGUACCACUACAGAUAUAAAAUGUCUAAACUGCAAAGGAAAACAUUUCGUUCUGGAUAAAUCUUGUCCAGCGUUUCUUAAAGAAAAAGAGAUUCGUAAAAUAAUGAGUGAAGAAAAUAUAACGUAUAGAAAAGGCCUACAAAUAUUUUUAAGACAGAACAAAGGUGGAAAUACCGAAUCAUAUAUAAAUGAAAAUAUGGACUGUCAAUCAGUCGUCCUUCCAAUUUCUUCUAGACCCACUUAUAGCAGCGUUGUCAAAUCAAAUAAACCUAUAAUGAAUACAAAGGAAAAUAAUACAUUUUUGGAGAGUAUGGAAGAAGAAAACCAAUCAGACUCGUACAGUAAAGAAGAUCAGUCAGGCAUAAAAUCAACAAAAACAAAGAAGACCACAAAAGAAUAUCAACAGGAAGAUUAUAUGUGUGAUACUCAUGAAACUGAAAAUCAUCAUAACACAUCUGAGUAUCCAAAUAACAUAGACAGAAAAAACAUUUUCAAAAUUUUAUUAAUUAAGAUUAAAGAAAUCGUUAUAUCUAACAUGACCCUAGAACGUAAAUUAGUAUUGAUAUUUAAAUUAAUAUUUGAAGAAAUUAAGAAUUAUAUUUUGACUAGUUUUAAAUGUGGAGACUUUAUUAAACCAUUAUUUGAUAUUCUUUAUGGAUCAUAGUUCUCUUAAAGUAUUCGAUGUAAACGUGAUGCAAUGGAACUCACAAAGUCUAAGGCCAAAAUUCGUAAGUUUUUUCUCGCUGUUAAACCAAGAAAAAAUUCAUUUAGCUAUAAUCAGCGAAACGUGGCUUGAAGAAGAAGUACUUUUAAAUACGGGUGAGUAUAACCUUUAUAGAAAAGAUAGGGCUGAUGGAUAUGGGGGAGUUGCAAUUUUAGCUCAUCGUUCUCUUGUUACACAUGCGACCCCAGUGACUGUAACUAAUUCAGGAAUAGAAAUAAUAGCUAUAAAGAUUCUCAAUUGUAAACAUAUUGAACAUGUUGUGUCCGUUUAUUGUCCUUCCACGAUACAUACUACUCAAUUGAAUUGGGACAGCCUCUUUUCGGCUUAUAAAAACAAGACUUUAAUAGCUGGUGAUUUUAAUGGUCACCAUACCAAUUGGUCAUACAAAAAUGACACAAGAGGAAUGCAGCUAUUUGAUUCAGCCUUAGAAAACAGCUUCAUAUCACUUAAUAACGGUCAGGCUACGAGAAUUCGAUUAGUCAAUGGAAUCCUUCAGGAAUCAACUCCCGACAUAACGUUUGCAUCAAGUGAUAUUGUUACAAGUUUAAAUUGGCAAACUAUGAAUGAAAAACUUGGUAGUGAUCACCUCAUGAUCAAAAUAUCAUUACACUAUACAGAUAAAGUCAAUAUAACCAAAAAAAGGAAUUACAAGUUAGCGGAUUGGACAGGUUACAAGGAGGAAUUAAAAUUAUCAUUUGAUAGUUGCAGUGAGUUUUAUGACCAAAAUUUACAAAAUAAAUAUAACUUCUUCGAAGAAAAAAUUAAACAAGCUGCUGACAAUAA
Diatraea saccharalis (sugarcane borer) is the source of this 2361-nucleotide messenger RNA. NCBI's taxonomy places the organism in Eukaryota, Metazoa, Arthropoda, Insecta, Lepidoptera, Crambidae. The record is from the annotation of a GenBank genome assembly.